Messenger RNA from Polychytrium aggregatum, 2293 nucleotides. RefSeq lists its product as uncharacterized. Gene Ontology annotation, molecular function: GTPase activity; GTP binding. Bases 77 to 2044 code for a protein of 655 amino acids. The transcript has 11 exons. The record is from RefSeq and is a predicted model, not a curated record. Lineage: Eukaryota; Fungi; Chytridiomycota; Chytridiomycetes; Polychytriales.
GAUUUGCGCAGGGUCUUCACCGCAUCUGGCCCUCAGGACGCUGCUCACACCGCAUCGAACCAAGAGCACCGGCGAGAUGAGAGAGACGGGCCGUGCCAAGGCCUUCAGCGCCAAACAGAAGAAGAAGCAGCUGCAGGAGAAGCGUCUGCGCAAGUCACAACCCGAAACCCACCACGUUGCCGACGAGCACCACUCAGGAGCCAGCGACCCGGACGACACAGCGCCGUUUGCUGUGUCCCGACAUCGGCCACCGGGCUCAGCGCAGAACCGACGUGUGCGCUCGGGCUCGGACGCUGCUGGCGAUGCUGGCGGUACUGGCGAUGCUGAUCGUAUGCGCAAGCCCAGAUCGAAGAGCAGAGGGCUCGAAUCCAAGUUCGUGCGGAUGCCGCAUGAGGCCAUGGAAGCCCUGAAGCAGCAGGCACAGCAGCCAUUCCAUCGCCUGGACGAGACUGGCUUGGAAGUCGACUACGAUAGCUUCUAUCCCGAGAGUGCGAUAAUACCCCUUCCGAAGCGGCCGGCCUGGAGCUACGACGACAGCAAAGAAGUCCUCGAGGAGCGCGAGCAGUCGUACUUUCAGUCGUGGAUCGAAAGCGUCCACACCGAGUUCCAGGGGGAUCAUCUGAGCUACUUUGAGCAGAAUCUCGAGGUCUGGCGGCAACUCUGGAGGGUUUGCGAGAUUUCAGACAUCAUCCUGGUCGUCGUCGACUCGCGCAAUCCCGUUCUGCAUUUCCCGCCAGCGCUACACGAAUACAUAUGCAAGGAUCUGGGCAAAGAUGUUGUUCUGGUCUUCAACAAAGUGGACCUGGUUCCCCGCCGAACUCUCCUCGAAUGGCAAAAGUAUUUCGAGGGACGCUUUCCGGGACUCAAGACGGCCUGUUUCAGCAUGUAUCCCAAAGAAUCGUUUGCUCAACGAGGAAAGAGGGUGCGGUUCAAGCGCUAUGCUCGAGCCUAUGGCACUGUCGAUAUCCUCAACGCCUGCAAGUCCACUCCUUUGACCAAGGAGGGCACGCUUGUGGAAUGGGAUUCGCUGAUCGAGGAGCAGCUCUAUCGGGUUCGCAAGUAUGAAGCGUAUCAGGCAUCCAAAGCCGCAACGCGGGAGAAGCAGGAUGGGUUCCUGGGUCGCUCUAGAAGGCGACAGCGCCUUGGCAACGAAAAGCUCGAGUACGACGGAUAUCGUCGUGGGCCGCACGGUCGCGACAGCGACGAUGAUGAGGUGUCCGCCGGCUACAAGCGCCAAGGACACAGUGGUGUCGAGCAGGACGAUGCCAGCAGCGCAGAUUCUUCAGUCGAUGACGAUGAUGAUGAGCCGCUCCAAGGAGAGUUGGAAAGUGAUCCGGCUGCUCGAAGCGACGUGGUAACCAUCGGAAUGCUAGGUCAUCCCAACGUAGGCAAGUCGUCACUGAUCAACAGUUUGAUGGGCAAGAAGGUAGUUUCGACAUCCAAGACCCCGGGCCACACCAAGCAUUUCCAAACGAUUCAUCUGGCUCCACGCGUCCGGCUUUGCGACUGUCCCGGGCUGGUGUUUCCAUCACUCAUCCCGCCUCAGCUCCAGAUCCUCUCUGGCAUGUACAAGAUUGCCCAAGUACAAGAGCCAUAUUCAGUCGUUCAGUAUCUGGCUGAGCGUAUACCCCUGGAGACGAUUCUGGGCGUAUCCUUCAUCGACGACAAUGACAACAAAGUGGAUUCAGAGGAGGAUCGUGGUCCGCGAGAGUGGAGUGCAUGGAAAAUAUGCGAAGCAUUUGCAAUCCAGCGCGGCUUCCUGACCGCUCGUGCUGCUCGCCCGGAUGUUUAUCGCGCAGCCAACCUCAUUCUGAGAAUGGCUUGCGAGGGCAAGAUUCCGUGGGCCUACAGGCCAGCUGGCUACUUUUCUCUUCAAACUCGAGACGAGGAAGAACCUAUGGGUGGCCGGGAGAUCCCGGUGGAUGAUCAACCAGAGAGCCCCUUUGAUGAUGAGGCCGAGUCUCUGGGGAAUGCCGAGAGUGAGUCGCACCGGUACGAUGUGCUCGAUGAGGUAUAUGUCAACGACAUGUCUGGAGCGAACUAGGGCAGUGUCCCUCAGUCCUUUGCAUCAACCGCGGCCUUCAGCACAACGAUCUGCUGCCCGCAGCACCACUGCGGCCAUGCGACUGUAUCUGGUCUCAGUUGGUGGUUGCAGGGGCACGGCUUUGAAUACACCCGGCCGAUGUCCUGAGGCGAUGAUGGGGCUGCUCCGAGUACCGGGCGAGCCUGUCUCGGUGGGCUCGAUGCGUAUCCCUUCCCUUGCUUCCAGGACACAUUCCCAGAGGCAAAUCAC